Molecule: messenger RNA, 6530 nt
Organism: Dermochelys coriacea (leatherback sea turtle)
Lineage: Eukaryota; Metazoa; Chordata; Testudines; Dermochelyidae
Gene: FKBP1A
Product: FKBP prolyl isomerase 1A
Exons: 5
Coding region: 5117-5443 (108 amino acids)
Molecular function (GO): peptidyl-prolyl cis-trans isomerase activity
Source: RefSeq, a predicted model, not a curated record
UAUGGCUGCUACUCUGAAACCAAUCAGGGAUCGCUAGACCACUGUCAAUCAGGUCAUCUGUGUUGGAAUUUCCUCUGCAGGUUGUAGGUCACAGGGAGUGACACAGGUGACAGUGUAGUGAUGGUGGUUACCUUGUAGCCCAGCAGGCCUGGGAUUACAACCUCCCCCAUGCAGAGCAGCUGACUCACUGUUCUCCAACCAGAACGCCAAGCCAAAGAGAACUGCUGAAUUCAGCCACUUGGAACUCUGCGUUGGAUACAGCAUAGUGAUAUGAGAUGGGUUGGGGAGUCACUGAGCUAGUCGCUUUGACACGCUGUAACAGCAGCGUUGUGCCUCAUGGGUACCAGAUCUGAGAUAUUACUGCCAGUUAUUGACAGGGCUGAAGGAACAUGGUAGAUGUAGGCUGUGAGGCUUGGAAGGAGUAAGGAAAAGUGGUUCACUGCCUGUUGUCAAUGGCUAAACACCUGCCUUCAUUAUCUACCACAGAGCGAGCUACAGUAUUUUGAUCACCUGCUGGCAUGAUGCUGUUCCUGGAGAGUGGCCAGUAGGAUGAUCCCAGUUCACCUUGUUUCCCAGAGGGCUGGUCCCCUGUGUUUUUAAAGACAGAAUCUAUUAUUCUACGGAAAGGUGCCAAAGUUCAAGUGUAGAAACUUAAAAGAGAAGUACAUGCCCAAAAGGAGAAGUAUGCACACCACAUGACCUCUAGUAUCACUAUUUAAAAAAACAACCAUGGUUCCCUGCCUUGGGUUCAUUAGCAGGCAGUUCAGUUAGUUAGCAAUCAGAUGAAUUUCUCUGUGAAAGGGGUUGCAGAAAUGGACUAAGCUACCUGCGAUCUUGCUUUCUUAGUCGUUUAUUACAAGGUCUGCCCCAUGCCUGCCAUCCACAGGAAUGUCAAAUUCACUCAAUGGAAAGGGCUGAAUUGCACUUUUAAUGAUAGUUUCUAGAACAGUUCUACAAAAUCAGCAUCUUGCAUGGCCUUCAGCCCACCCAUAAAUCUCCCACUGCACAAAGAUCAAGGUUUGGGUCUGGCCUCCUGUCAUGACUAAACUUUCAGUAAGUAAAAUUUAAUUGCAUUUGGCACCAUGCAUUAGCUUGUUAUUUUUCAGGCCAGUGCUAUUUCUGCCUUUUCUUUAAACCAGUGGUUCUCAACCUAUGGGCGACCCAAUCAGCACACAGCUGCGGCCCAUGUGACAUCCUCAGGGCCAUACAGGUAGUAUAUAUAUACAUAUUGUGUGGACGCAGCCCCCAUAACACACAGAGAGCUGCAUAUGAGGCCCCCAAUGGCAAAUAGGUUAAGAACCACUGCUUUAAACAUUUGAGCUUGCAGCUACCCAAUCUGCACACAUCAUGGAAGUUUUUGUGCAAAUUAGCCCCCAGUUUUGCACCUACUUCAUUUGAAAAUCUGGUCCUUAAAGUGGCAUCAUGAGACUUAAGAGUUAACCACACUUUCCGAUGAAUAGGGAAGAUCCCACCUCAGAGCUAUAGCAGGAUGUCUACAGAUAGCCUGGCAGGAAAGCAACAUUAUAUCAGUUACACACAGAUCACAUUUACUUUGUCACGAGGGCCAGAAAUGUAACUCAGGAAGGCCUGGUCUGGGUGCUUUGAACCUAGUGGGCUAUGGGCCGUUGCUUCCCAUUCAACAUUGUUGUCUAUGUAUUUUGAUGGCCUUUGUGUGCCAAGAAAUGAAACAUGAUUCGUUCUCAUGCUACAAGUCAUAUGGUUGGCAAGAACUGUGUUAAGAUGCAUUUGCAAUUGCUAUAUCACACCAUCCGGGCUGGGAAGGAUGUGUAGUGUGCUGCACCAACCUUCCAGGUGGAUUUGUAUUUGUAGAUUUGUAUUUUCUGAUGUCAGUAUUUUUCAACUGUUUUUUUAAUUAUAAACUCAAAGGCAGAUAUUUAAAAGUAUUAAAUCAGAGCAAAUAUUAAUGUUUUCUCCCCUUGGCGUUUCUUGCUUUGCAAGCAGGAGAAAGCCUCGGUUCACAGCUCUCCCUGCGGAUCAGCCAGCUUGGUGGGGCAUGGUGAGGAGUCAUUCAAGAAGAAUCAGCUUGUUUUGCAGGUUGUAAAGUUUCACCAUGAAUUGAGAUACUAGAAGCUGACACCUCAUUCUGUUUCCUGGGGAGUGCAGACUGCACCGUGGUGUCACCAAGGCUGACCACUGAGAUCUUCCAGCUCAUCUCUCAGUCUCAAGAUGCCCUUGCUAUGCCUCCUUCCCCAUUAAGAAAGUUACGUUAAAAAGAUCCUGGUAAUCCUGUGGGCAUUGCAGGUAUACGGAGUAAGGAGUAAGAUGAGAACACCAAGCUCAAGGGGGAUCUGAAUCUGGGUCUUCAGAGGUGACCAACUAACUCACCACACCUUCCACAACAGUUAACAGGGAACAAUGGACCUAAUUUGGCUCUUUAUUUUUCUUCUGAGCUUUAUAUCUUGAACCAGUAUUUUCUAACAUAGCUUUGUGGUGGAAUGUACACACCUUCACAUGCAGUGUGACAGGGAAGGGAUUAAAGCAGGGCUGGAGGGUGACUGGGCAUCCUUGAAAGUUGCUACAGCUAUAAAGAGACUUGUCUCUCAGCUGGGAGGAGCUCUAGUUAGGGGUAAGAUGUUUCUCCGGAGAGCACAGCAGAGAUGCUGACAAAGCGUUUGGCUAGAAGUGCAGUUGGAUCCAAGAAAAUACAGGAGGCCCUUUGUUAGAGCUUCGACUGUAUGUGGGGAAGGUUAACUGGACAAAGCCAUUUUCCUGGGGCUCACUGUUUGAGCUGGAAGAAGCCAGUUCUGAUACUUCUAGGAGCCACUGAACACCUUUGCUGUGUCCCAGCAGGGUAGAUGGGACAUGGAGAGCUCCUGAGAAAAGUGACUGAGCAGUCUGCUGUGAGGCCAGAGUGGUGCUGAGAGCUUCGAGAGGCACCUCCUGAGGAAGCGUGGGGUAAUCACUGGCUGGAGUUAUCGAUAAGCUUUCAGCUUCAUUUCUGCCAGUACGCUGUGGUGGAAACUCGGUGUGAGCAGAUGCCAUUUUACUUUUUUAAGGAUAAUAUUUCUGUGGUACAUUGGUGGCACCAGUCUUCACCAGGGAACUUAUUAACACACUACUGAUGAUGCUAUUACAUGAGAUAUAAUCUCGCCUACUACUAGUGAUCACUUCUUGUGUAAUAGAUCAUCUCUACCUUGGGUGCUUAGGGCUAUAUUGAGAGGGGCAACUGACUGGGCAAAAUGUAUGUAAAUUUUUAAUUCCAGUCUAACGGGCUUGUGAGAGUUAGAACCACUACAGCUCCACAAGGGAGAAAGGAUCCUCCUGUGGUUAAACAGCAGGAGAUCUGGACCAUUGCUAUUCUGCAGGUUAUUUAUGUGACCUCUCUGUGGCAAGAUUUCACCAUCUCACAACAAAGGUGGUAACACUUCCUACCUUUUAGGGAAGCUGGGCAGUUAAAAUGACUAAAGUGUGCAAGGUGCUCAUAUACCUGAGUGAUGAGUGUCAUGGAAAUACUUAUAAAUAAACAAAGCUGUGUCUUCCCUUCCUGCAUCCUCACUCCCAUUUACCAAUGUGGGGAAGGUGAGCACUACAGACUUCCAGAGCAGAUCGCUGCUGUCCCCUUAGACAGAGAUAAUCAGCAGUGAGACGAGAGCGCGCCUUCCUAUUUCCAUCUUGGGUUUGGGCUUACCACCUUCCCUCUGCUGGCACUAGUCUGGUGGAAGUGGGGAGACAUCAAUCGGGCAAAUAACAGAAUGGGUGGUGUGUGUGAAUUGAAGUGAAAUAUUUCUACAGUUAAGAGCAAAGCAAACCAGGAAUGCUGGAGUUUGAAUAUCUUUUUUUUUCCUAAAAGAUUUGAGCAAUGAAGUGCAAUUAAAAUCCUGUGUCCCAGCCUCUUAUUAACUUUGAGGACUUCAAUAGCGCAGACAGAGGUGAGGCUUUUCGUAGGAGUGGGUGGGUGAGAUUCUGUGGCCUGCGCUGUGCAGGAGGUCGGACUAGAUGAUCAGAAUGGUCCCUCCUGAGCUUGGUAUCUAUGAAUCUAUGGCAUGCAUCUCCGCUUGUCUUGCAUUUUAAUGCCACCUGCUGACAGGGUUUGCUUUCCGAACCCUCUUCCCUGCCCGCCAAGCAUCCCUGCUCCCUUUGCAAAAGUCAAAUUCCUCCGCUUCAGAUGAGGAAAUACGACAGAAAUAACCCUCUCCAAUGCAAAGCCACUGCUGGGUGCCGAAGAGAUUUUUGGACAAACCAGUUGCUCAUGUAAUGGGGGGAAAGCGCCCUUGAAUGCAGAGUUCAAAGUCUGAGGGCUCCUCUGCAGGUACCGAGCGGCCGGGCCCUGCGGCGCUUCAGUGAAGACCCUCGUCCUUGCCCUGCGGUCCCCACCCCCGAGCGGCGGUAGCUCCGCGGGCCUGCGAUGGCUGCCGGGCCGGGAGGGUGUUAGGCCGGGACAGGGCGCUCAGACGGGCGGAGAUGGGGGCUUUUGUCAACUAUACCCCCCCCCGCGUCCCGCUGGGCUCGCUGGUCACCGCCGGCCGGUGUAACGGCGUCGCUCCAGGGGGUGCACCGUCACCCCCGCCCCGAGCGACGGAGAUGCAGCGAUCCAGCGAGGCCGGGCCUGACCGUGCGUCUGGCCUCAGCGCAGCCCCCCAGCGCUGGGAGGCGAGCUCAUGGGGCUCUACGGACAGGUCUUACCCGCCUGCCCUCCGCAGCGAGCCCGGCCUGGGGCGGUAGGGGCGCGGAGCGCUACCUCGAUCUUCCCAAGCCCCAGCUCCUGGAGUCAUGUGACUGCAGCGCCCCGGCUUCUCGCCUAGGGUCUCUUUCCUCUCCCCCGGGCGGGGGGGGGGCGGGGAGGGAAGCGCGCUGGGACACGUGCCCGGCGCGGGAGAGGCUCCGCUCAGGGGCGCCCGGUUCCCAUGGCAACGAUCCCGGCGCGCCCCGUGGGGCCAAGAUGGCCGCCGUGCGGCGGCCCCACAGGGCUCCGCGCGCAGCGGGGUGGAGGAGGGGCACUUCGCGCAAGAUGGCCGCCGCCUCCGCGCAGGGCGGGGCCUCUCUAGGCGGCGAGCUCUCUAUGGCGGCGGCGGCGCCGCGCGGGCCGGGCCGGGCCGAGGGGGCUGCGCAUGCGCACGCGGUCUCCUCCUGAGCGGAGUGCGGCGGCGGCGGCGGGAUGGGUGUGCACGUGGAGACCAUCGCCCCCGGAGACGGGCGGACCUUCCCCAAGCGCGGGCAGACCUGCGUGGUGCACUACACGGGUAUGCUGGAGGAUGGGAAAAAAUUUGAUUCCUCCCGCGACAGAAACAAGCCAUUCAAGUUUGUCAUGGGCAAGCAGGAGGUGAUCCGUGGCUGGGAAGAAGGGGUCGCGCAGAUGAGUGUUGGGCAGAGAGCAAAGAUGAUCAUCUCUCCAGAUUACGCCUAUGGUUCUACUGGCCACCCUGGCAUCAUCCCCCCAAAUGCUACGCUAAUUUUUGAUGUGGAGCUUAUGAAAUUGGAAUGACAGGAGGCCCCUUCCUCAACUCCCUGUUUUUGGGUUUGGCACAUGGAGGAAUCCAGAAUCUCAGCUUCAAGAAAAAUGCACAUGACUUUGUAUGGAGCUUUUCCUGAUAUUCCACUACACUCGUUGUAUAACCAUAUACCCUGAUUGAAUGUGUCUGAUCACUCAGCUUUGCUUCUGACUCCUCCUUGUAUUGUGGUUUUAUGUCUUUUAAACUAUACGCCGUAAACCUCACCAUUUUGGGGGGGUCAAAUUCUUAAUCUUAUUUUUGUUCUGGGUAUAGAUUCAAUUGUGUAUGAUCAAGCAUUUACCAGUAAGUACACUGAUGGGUUAACCUUAGAUAGGAAUUGUUUGAACAAAGAAACCUGUUUAAUUUUUUGGAUGCAAAUAUCUAUUGUGUAUUAAAAAAACAAAUUGCUGCUGCUCCAAAAGCCAUAGCUAUCGAGGAGCUAUCGAGGGCUGAUUGACUCUGGAAAGCAGAGUAGUUCUAGGCUAAUGUAUUUGUUCCCUUGGCUGAAACUGGGCCCCUGGGAGCAACUAGCUUCCCCCUUCCCAUCUGCCUUGUGGAAGGACCGUUUCAACGCGGUGUUGCUGCCCCAGCAGUGUAUUUACUCCAGGGUGGCUGGGGUUGCCCUUACAGCUGCCCCCAUCGCUACUUGUUGACUUUUCCAUCUCUUGGCUAUUUUCCCUUGGAUUUCAAGGACCUUUUUAUCUUUAGCCAUCAAAGCUCCGCAACUACCUAAAUUCAAGAACUUGAAUUGAACUUUUUAAAUUGAAGGUGCUGUUUAUGGGGGAGGGAGGAGAUGCAAAAAGAAACCAGCCCACAAGAGAAAACCCAAACCCCAGUCGCCGUCAUUACGACUUUGACCUGAGUGUUCUCUACCAAAACUUGAUGCUGGUCAUCACAGCUUGCAGCAGUCUCCCGUAUGACGCACAACUCCUGUUCCGCUGAUGUCAUUCCUACUUGCCUGCCUCUGCCCUGUGUAGUGGUUUUUGGUAAGAGAAAUUGCUGCCAUCAUGAUCUACUCCACCACAUUAAAGUAUCCCGUUUUAUUAUUGCAAUAAAAUGCUUUAUGCUGGCUUUUCUCAA